AGAAUCUCUUGCUUCCAAUCAGUCACAGUCGGGUUGCUUGUCUGUUCGCCUGUAGCGCUAAAGUCUCCAUCAUCUAUUACCUAUUUAUUGAGGCUUUGUAAAAUUAAAGAAAAUGGUUUACAUAUGCACAGCUCUUGUGGUGUUGAUCUUUCCCGUCUUGUUGUUGGGUGCACCAUGGGAAGGGUCGCAUCCUAAGUCUCAGGUGGAAUACAUCAGCAACGACAAGAGAGUUGAUUCUGGCUUCGCCAACCCCAAUAUCGUGCCCAUCACCCAGCCGUCGGUCGUAACGCAAACAGCUCCUCCUCCGCCGCCAAAUUCCAAAAACUUUGCAUAUAGUCCGAUGACGCAGAGCUGGACCCUCAUUGCGCCAGGCGAUCCGCUGCCCAAUAAUGACACCCUCGUCUGGAACCAGAGCAAUGACAAAUGGCUCACUCGCUAAGCAAUGCAACCAUCGAUGGCUUUGCUUUAAUCAUUGUGUAUUACUAUUGAAAUAAAUAUAACUAAUUC
Messenger RNA from Drosophila melanogaster (fruit fly), 507 nucleotides. RefSeq lists its product as uncharacterized. The coding region runs from base 113 to 439 and encodes 108 amino acids. The transcript has 2 exons. The record is from RefSeq and is marked reviewed. NCBI's taxonomy places the organism in Eukaryota, Metazoa, Arthropoda, Insecta, Diptera, Drosophilidae.